Molecule: messenger RNA, 996 nt
Organism: Raphanus sativus (radish)
Lineage: Eukaryota; Viridiplantae; Streptophyta; Magnoliopsida; Brassicales; Brassicaceae
Product: protein IQ-DOMAIN 2-like
Exons: 4
Coding region: 405-980 (191 amino acids)
Molecular function (GO): protein binding
Source: RefSeq, a predicted model, not a curated record
UUUAACGGCUCUGGCGAGUGCUCCGGCGGAUUUUACGGCGCUGACGAGUUCUCCGACGAAGAAGCUCGGGAGGAAAAAGACGAUCUCUCACUUUCUCCUCCAUUGACGGUGGUGACGAGCCUUGAUUCGCUUUUGGAGAAGCUCAAAGUGGAGGGGCCUUACCUUCCACCAAGCAUCAGGAGAGAUCCAGAGACAGCCUUUUGUAAUAGGUGUUGCUGGAGGCGCAGCAUUGGGAAAGACUACUGUCUGUUGCAGUAAUCUUCUUACUGACUUAAGCUUAGUGUCUUUCCUGUGUUGGCUCAGGACUCAGGAGGAAUGUGUUAGAGAUCACUAAGUUUUCUUUUGAAAUAACCUUUUGUUUUAUUUAAUCUAUGUGAAGGGAUCACACAAAGGACGGUGGAGAGAUGGGCAAGAAAGCAAAAUGGUUCUCUAGCGUCAAGAAAGCAUUCAGCCCAGAUUCAAAGAAGUCGAAGCACAGAUCACCCGAGAGCCCAAAUGGUGUGAUCUCUAUCCUUCCUCCCCUGUUGGAUAACGCCAGACAUUCUCCUCCUCCACCUCCACUUGAGGUGAGAGUAGCUGAAGUGGUUGUUGAACGAAACAUCAAGCUUUCCCCUCCUUCUACAGAUGCUGUGAAUGCUACGACCACGGAUGUUCCUCUAGUCCCAUCUUCAUCAUCUUCUGCUCCUCCUGAGGUGGUUCGUCCUCGUGCUGCACCUACUCGGUUUGCUGGAAAGUCAAACGAAGAAGCGGCUGCUAUCUUGAUUCAGACUAUAUUCAGAGCCUAUUUGGCAAAAAGAGCAAUACGGGCGAUGAGGGGUUUGGUCAGGCUUAAGUCAUUGAUGGAAGGAUCUGUUGUUAAACGUCAAGCAGCAAACACUUUGAAAUGUAUGCAGACACUCUCUCGUGUACAGUCUCAAAUCCGAGAAAGGAGAAUCAGGAUGUCCAAAGAGAAUCAGGAUGUCAGUCUCAAAUAUUUAUAAAUAAAUGUAUAAACUC